AUUGACGUUGAUACGAUUGUCGUGACAUGAGAGAAAAGGAAUGAAUGAUGAGUGAGAGGCGUGAAAGUGAAGAAGGUGCAGUUUUCAGAAGAAGAACAAGUAGAUACACACUACUUCUAGUUUAGUUUGUAUUGUAUGUAUUAUUCAUCUCUCUCUCUCUCACAGUACACAGUAGACACAGUACACACAGUAAGAUUGUAUUGAUCCGUGUAGUGUGGUAGCUGGAUUUGGAUCUUGGAUGGAGAAGUACGAGCUGGUUAAGGAUAUAGGAUCUGGUAAUUUUGGAGUUGCCAGACUCAUGCGCAACAAAUCCACCAAAGAACUCGUUGCCAUGAAAUACAUUCAAAGAGGUCCCAAGAUUGAUGAGAAUGUUGCUAGGGAAAUAAUAAACCAUAGAAGUCUCCGUCAUCCUAAUAUUAUUCGAUUCAAGGAGGUGGUUUUGACUCCUACACAUCUUGGUAUUGUUAUGGAGUAUGCUGCUGGUGGAGAGCUCUUUGAGCGAAUUUGCAAUGCUGGAAGAUUCAGUGAAGAUGAGGCUCGAUAUUUCUUCCAGCAGCUUAUCUCAGGAGUUAGCUACUGUCACUCCAUGCAAAUUUGCCAUCGGGACUUGAAGCUCGAGAACACUUUAUUGGAUGGCAGCCCAGCACCGCGGCUCAAAAUUUGUGAUUUUGGUUAUUCUAAGUCAUCUCUGCUUCAUUCUAGGCCUAAAUCAACAGUGGGAACUCCAGCCUACAUAGCACCAGAGGUUCUUUCCCGUAGAGAAUAUGACGGAAAGUUGGCAGAUGUAUGGUCUUGUGGAGUGACUCUUUAUGUAAUGCUGGUGGGAGCAUACCCAUUUGAGGACCAAGAGGAUCCCAAAAAUUUCAGGAAAACCAUCAAUCGAAUUAUGGCUGUUCAAUACAAGAUUCCAGAUUAUGUUCACAUAACUCAAGACUGUAGACAUCUGCUGUCUCGCAUUUUUGUGGCAAAUCCAGCAAGGAGAAUCACCAUUAAGGAAAUCAAGUCCCAUCCAUGGUUUUUAAAGAACUUGCCUAGAGAAUUGACUGAAAUGGCUCAAGCUGUUUACUACAGAAAAGAAAAUCCAACUUAUUCUCUUCAGAGCAUUGAAGACAUUAUGAAUAUUGUUGAGGAAGCUAAAACCCAACCUCAGGCAUCUAGGUCAAUUGGAGGGUUUGGAUGGGGAGGAGAAGAAGACUUUGAUGAAACAAAAGAAGCAGAGGCUGAGGUGGAAGAAGAUGAAUAUGAAAAGAGAGUCAAGGAGGCACAGGAAAGUGGAGAAAUUCAUGUCAACUAAUAACAAAGAAACAUUUAUUUUAGAUAGAGCAAUAGAAGAAGAUUCUUGGUUUCCUUUGCUCUUUGGUUAAGUUAAACUAGACAAGUGUGUUUUGUUAAUGUAUAAAAUUCAGUUUUCUGCAUAGGAUAUAAUAGUUAAAUAAUGUCUGUAAAGUUUUUAAAAUAUUGUAAAAGUUUGUUAAUUAUGACCAUAUAUAUAAGUAUUAUUAAGUCAUGUUUUUUGUGUGUA
This is a messenger RNA of Trifolium pratense (red clover), 1522 nucleotides long. RefSeq names its product serine/threonine-protein kinase SRK2A-like. Gene Ontology annotation, biological process: protein phosphorylation; intracellular signal transduction. Gene Ontology annotation, molecular function: ATP binding; protein serine/threonine kinase activity. Bases 239 to 1294 code for a protein of 351 amino acids. The record is from RefSeq and is a predicted model, not a curated record. Lineage: Eukaryota; Viridiplantae; Streptophyta; Magnoliopsida; Fabales; Fabaceae. The transcript has 10 exons.